Eimeria tenella is the source of this 167-nucleotide messenger RNA. RefSeq lists its product as uncharacterized. The transcript has a single exon. The annotation marks the transcript as partial. Lineage: Eukaryota; Apicomplexa; Conoidasida; Eucoccidiorida; Eimeriidae. The record is from RefSeq and is a predicted model, not a curated record.
GCCCCGCACCUGCAAGAGGCCGUCUCCAGCAGUCGCCACCCGCUGGCUCGCAGCAGCCUGCGCAGCAGCAGCAGCAGCAGCAGCAGCACCAGCUGCAGCAACAGCAGCAAGGCCAGCAGCCGCGGCACUGGCUGCAGCAAGUGCAGCAGCAGCAGCAGCAGCAGUAG